AUGAGGACGGAGGGGAGACGGUGGAGAGGAGACCGAGAGGGAGGGAGGGACAGAGGAAGAAGUGAGGAGAGGCUUUAGGAAGAAGAAGAAGAAGAAAAGGGGUCGCUGCCUCUGGAGGAUAUUUCACUGUGAAAAGAGGAGGAAGAAGCGAGAGCUAAGAGGCACAUUAGCAGCGGCUCCAUGGCUCAGUCGGCUGCUAACGGUGUGGACCAGGAUCUGGCUAGCAAGAGGUUGCACUCAAGGAUGGAGGCCUCUUGCUUGGAGUUGGCCUUGGAAGGAGAGCGACUGUGCAAGGCCGGGGACUUUAAAGGGGGGACAGCGUUUUUUGAAGCAGCCGUGCAGGUCGGUACAGAAGACCUGAAGACGCUCAGUGCCAUCUACAGCCAGCUGGGCAAUGCGUACUUCUACCUCAAGGAGUAUGGCAAAGCUCUGGAAUACCACAAGCAUGACCUUACUUUGGCCAGAACAAUAGGAGACAGAAUCGGAGAAGGGAAAGCCAGCGGUAACCUUGGUAACACCUUAAAAGUGUUGGGGCGCUUUGACGAGGCUGUUGUCUGCUGCCAAAGACAUCUGGAUAUUUCUCAAGAGCAGGGUGACAAGGUUGGAGAGGCCAGAGCGUUGUAUAACAUUGGGAACGUAUGUCAUGCAAAGGGCAAACAGCAGUUGUGGGGCUGCACCCAGGAACCAGGAGACCUGCCUCCUGAUGUCAGAGACACGUUGCGAAGGGCUACUGGCUUUUAUGAGAUGAACCUGUGUUUGGUCAAAGAGCUUGGUGACCGAGCGGCCCAGGGGAGGGCCUACGGGAACCUGGGCAACACCCACUACCUGCUGGGCAACUUUGUUGAAGCUAUCAAGUUCCACCGUCAGCGGUUAUCCAUUGCCAAAGAAUUUGGGGACAAAGCUGCUGAACGGCGAGCCUACAGUAACCUGGGAAAUGCCCUGAUAUUCCUGGGACAGUUCAACACGGCCACAGAGUACUACAGGAAAACUCUGCAGCUGUCCAGGCAGCUUAGGGACCAGGUGAUGGAGGCUCAGGCCUGUUACAGCUUGGGAAAUACCUUUACUCUUUUGCAACAGUAUGAGAGGGCCAUAGACUACCACCUGAAACACCUGUAUAUUGCCCAGGAGCUUACUGACAGGGUUGGAGAGGGUCGUGCCUGCUGGAGUCUCGGAAAUGCAUAUGUGUCAUUAGGGAACCACAAACAAGCUCUCCACUAUGCCCGAAAACACCUGGACAUCUGUAAAGAAAUUGGAGACAGAAAUGGGGAACUGACAGCCAGAAUGAAUGUGGAACAGUUGAUGGAGGCCCUGGGGGUCAAUGAGAGCGACCUCUCACCUUCCAGUUCAGAGUUCGAGAUGCAAGGAGCAAGACCCAAAUUCACCAAGAGAAACAGCAUGGACAGCGUAGAACUGUGGAAGUACUCUUCAGAUAAGUAUGUGCUGUUACUGCAGAAUGGUGAGAACCAAGACUUGGAAAGCAUACCGAGGAGAUCCAAGAGUCAGAUGUCACAGCCCGGUAAAAGAAAAGGCUAUUCUGACAGUCAGUCGUCAGAUGAAAGGCCGUGGUUGGACUCUCCUGUUGACACUGAUGACAUCACUGUGCAAGUCCCGCCUCCUGUACCAAAGCUGGGCCGUGACCCCUCCGAUGAAGACUGCUUCUUCGACCUCCUUAGCAAGUUUCAGAGCAGCCGCAUGGAUGACCAGCGCUGCCACCUUGAUGAGCCACAAAACGGAGACAACGGAGAAGGUUCUGCAAACUCCAUGCCAUCCCUGAACGAGAUGAUAGAUCCUGCAAUUACCACUUCCCCCCAGACUGAGGAGCUGUUUGAUUUGAUUGCUAGCUCUCAGAGUCGUCGCCUCGAUGACCAGCGUGUUAAUGUUGGUAACCUUCCAGGCCUGAGGAUUACCCACAACAACCUGGGGCACCUUGUAGGUGAGGGAGAUCAUCAAGAACCCAGCGAUGAUUUCUUCAACAUGCUUAUCAAGUGCCAGUCCUCUAGGAUUGAUGACCAGAGGUGCUCCCCACCAGAAGCAGGCCCCCACGCCCCCACAGUGCCUGAUGAAGACUUCUUCAGCCUAAUCCAGAGGGUCCAGGCCAAGCGUAUGGAUGAGCAGCGCGUCCAGCUGCCCGACGAUCAGGACAGCCCUCAGUCCCCUGAUCCAGAGCCGCCUGGUGGAUUCUCCAGCUAGGACUUAAUGCUGCGCAAGUUCAUGUCAAAGAAAAUAAAAAAAAAAGUAAAGGAAAAGCAAGAAGAAUGAGCCAACAUUUAAAGACAGCACUAAAGGGGUGAACUAACAAGAUGUGUAAUAACAAGAUAAAUUCCAUGUGCAAUAGGUGGUGCCCUGUUAAAUGUUGCUCGAUGUAUUAUGUUCUACAUGUGUGUAAAUACAAUGGGAAAAUGUCCAGAGUUUGGGGGUUUGGAGAGCAAGAAGAAGUUUGGGGUGACAUGAUAACAAAUAUGAAAUAUGUCCUCAAUCUAAUGCCUUAAUCAGCAUUUUUUUCAGACUCAAGAUUGUAUUCCCUGGUGUCAGAUGUGUUUUUUACAAGCACAUGAUGGGCAUACAGUAUAAUAUGGACGAUUAAUAUGAAGACCUACAGUAUGAGUAGUGGAAGUCACAAAGAUUUAUUCAUAGAAACAGUGUUGAUGAAAAGAUUAGAGUUGACAGAUUUGCACUGAAAUCUUAGCCAGUUUUAUAAUGACAGGACUGAUAAAGCUGAAUUUUAGACAAAUGUAUUUAAACUUCUCUGAUCAGUGCUGCUUUUAUCGUUCAAUUUUUGUGGUUCCCACCGCUCAUAGAAAAGUGGUGUUAUUUGUGCAUUAACAGUAUUAGGGUUGACCAACCAACCGGUGUUAAACAGAACUGCUUUGGUCACUUUCAACUUUUCACUAAUUAAUAACCACACUCCAUUUUUGUCAACUUAGUAAUACGAUUCAUUGAAAUUGAAAGACUGAUUGAAAUAUGAUUUUCCACACAAAUGUUAUUUACAUGCAUUUCUGCAUUUUUAAAAUGCACCUCUUCACACAGUAUGCAGUAACCAGCGUUACUGAGCAAAUAUGUUUCUUUUAUAGAGUCAAGACUAGAGUUGUGUGAAAUGGUAAGCUCCAGUUAAUGUUUCUGCUCAGCUUUUAAUGUGACACUGUCUUCUGCCCAUAAUGUUCUGAACAUCUGAUAACAGAGUACUGCUUACAGCCAUUAUUAUUAUCUAACAUAGACAUAAAAUGGACAGAUGUAUCAUAUUUUUGAGAGCCUUAUGCCCUGAACAAUGUUGAGCAACAAACUCAAAGUUGUCGUUGGUAUAUUGCCUCUUUGUGGUCAAUACCUUGUAUUACCUCUGGGAAAUACAGAGUGCAGUCUGUUGGGGAUAAAAGACAUUCUUUGUUCUUGAAUAUUUUAGGAAAACAUUAUAAUAAUGACUUUGCGGUCCAGGUAUGACACUUCUGACAGCUUUCAUGUGGUUCUACCCUCAAAGUUUUGCAAUUUGUACCAUAAAUAUGCAGAUUUUUUGCAAAUCAUUUCAUAAAGUUCAAAGUGUGUCAUCAAAACCAGGUAGAACCCAGCGUACUUUUCUGUUAGUCAGAGAGAUAUAAACUGCAGAAAUGACAUUUUAAUUUGCUAAAAGCUUGAAAAUGUUUUGCUGUACAAAGCAUCUGUACAGGAAACAUUUGAACUGAGCGGUUUGCUUUUUAUUCAGAAGUAGUGCAUACCUCAUAUUUGUACCUCAAAGCUUCUGUGAACCUUAGCUAUAUUGAGUUCUGAACCAGGAUGAAUCGUGUAAACAGUGGUUCUGUUUGAUUCAUCUCUCUUUGAUAAACAACACAUCGGGAGCUACAGUUAAUAUUUUCUUUCUGUUUUUUGUGAAUUAACAUUUUUAGAAAGUACUCGGUACGCUUGUCUUUGCCAUAAUUUGUACAUAUAAAUAUAUUUUGUAUUUAUGUUCCUUUUGAGGACAUGAAUAUGUCCCCUCAUGCUUUUAAUAAAAUGUUUCAGAUGUUUA
Molecule: messenger RNA, 3997 nt
Organism: Amphiprion ocellaris (clown anemonefish)
Lineage: Eukaryota; Metazoa; Chordata; Actinopteri; Pomacentridae
Gene: gpsm1b
Product: G protein signaling modulator 1b
Exons: 14
Coding region: 181-2190 (669 amino acids)
Molecular function (GO): GTPase regulator activity; protein binding
Source: RefSeq, a predicted model, not a curated record